GGAGUCCACAUACCCCUAAACAGAGACGCAUCAAAACCGCUCGCACAGAGAUUCACCUGCGAGGAGAGUAGAGAGACACAGUUACAGUACGAUAUAUAUACAUGGCGGAGGAGGAGGAGGCGCGAGGCGGUUCCAUCGUUGAACCAGAGGAGGAGGAGGAGAAGAUGGAAUCUCGGAUAAAGCGCGCUAUGCACUCUCGCAUUAACCAUUUCAAGGAACAAGCCGAUUCUUUGACUUUUGAGGGUGUUCGGAGAUUAUUAGAGAAUGACUUGGAGUUGGAGACAUAUGCGUUGGAUGUGCACAAGAGAUUUAUUAAACAAUGUUUGUCGGAGUGUAUGGAUGGUGCUGAUGAUGACUAUGACUCCAUCAAUAUGAUGGAGACAGUGGAACAAAAUGUCUCUUUAACUAAAGGAGAAGUGGCAGAAUCUCCUGUAAAACUUCAGACAAAAAAAAAAUUAAGGGAACCUAGCUCUGAAGAUGAGGAGAAAAUGGAAGACUCUCCAGUAAUGGGCCUUCUCACCGGACAAAAAUCAACCAAAUCUGAAGCUGAUGAACUUCAUGGCAUUGGAAAGAAAGUCAUUCCAAGUGAGAGCAUAAUAAAGAAGGCUAUUAGUAAAAGAGCUGCUUAUUUCAGGGCUAAUUCUGAAAAGAUUACUGUAGCUGGUGUUCGUCGACUACUGGAGGAAGAUCUGGAGCUCGGUCAAUACACUCUUGAUCCCUUUAAGAAGUUCAUUAGCGAGCAACUCAAUAAGGUAUUAUCUGCUAAAGCUUCUAUAUCUGCAAAGGAUGUUAAGAAGAAUAGUUCUAAGAAAAAUUUUCAACACAAAUUAUCAAAACAUAUCAGCACCGAAGGAAGCUCUGAUUCUUUAGAUGGUGAAAGUGAGGACAUAGAAGAUGAAGGAAAAUCUAAAAAGAAAGUUCCCCCAAAGGGGAAAAUGCAGAAAUCUGAAGGACUCAAGAAACGUAAAAGAUCUCCUAAGGAGACAAAGGUCUCUAGCAAGAAACCGAACAAGCUUGCAGAAGAGACAUCAGAGGAAAAUAGUGAUGCAGAAGAUGGCAGAAAUGAAUCUGAAGAUGGUCAAUCUCAAUCCUCUGUGAAAAAAUCUGUGAAGAAAAAAGAAGUAUCAGCUCCCGCAUAUGGGAAACAAGUGGAACAUCUGAAAUCAAUCAUCAAAUCAUGUGGGAUGAGCGUUCCUCCUUCAGUUUACAAGAAAGUUAAGCAGGCCCCUGAAAACAAACGCGAGGCUUCCCUAAUAAAGGAGCUGGAGGAAAUACUUUCAAAGGAAGGGUUAUCUACAAAUCCUACUGAAAAAGAAAUGAAAGAAGUCAGAAAGCAAAAGCAAAGAGCAAAAGAACUUGAAGGCAUUGACAUGAGCAAUAUUGUUUCAAGUUCACGCAGACGGUCCACUUCCUUUUUUGUAGCUCCUCCAAAACCCAAAAUACCUGUUGAAAGUGAUGAUGAUACAGAUGAUACCAACAACAAUGAUGAGGGCGAGGAAAAUGAUGACGACAACGAAGAUGAUGCUGAAGAUGGUGACGACAGCCAAAGCGAAGAUUUCAAUGAAGAUGAGGAUGACAGCGAGUGAUCAUGCAUAAGUUGAUUUGCAAGAUGACUAUACCAAGAGCCUCCAUCAUGAAAUUACAAAUGUGUGUAUUUUGCAUUCUACAUCCUUAUAAUAUUUAAUUUAUUCUGUAAGAACUGGUGGUCUGUGAGAUAAACAUGCUUUGAACUUUAUUCUUAAGAUCUGCCGACUUAGCUGGUUUAGUAGACACAUGAAGGCAUAGAUGCUUGAUGAAAGUGUUGCUCCCUCCUCCUCCUCCUCCCUCUCUUUCUCGUUUGACCUUUGUAGUGGUAAAUAGCGAGAUAUCUAAGUAACGAACAGGUUAAAAGGACUAGAUGUUCAUGGUACGAUAUUUCCAUUUAUGUAGAUCGAACAAUAUUCUUCAACUUCAACUAGUUUAUGGAUGGAAAUUCAGCUGUUUUGCUCAA
Messenger RNA from Cornus florida, 1990 nucleotides. RefSeq lists its product as uncharacterized. Gene Ontology annotation, cellular component: nucleus. Lineage: Eukaryota; Viridiplantae; Streptophyta; Magnoliopsida; Cornales; Cornaceae. The coding region runs from base 102 to 1586 and encodes 494 amino acids. The record is from RefSeq and is a predicted model, not a curated record. The transcript is spliced from 9 exons.